GCAAUAUGUCUAACAUGAAAGCCACCAGUCAACCAGGGAACGUCGUCCCUUCAGAAUAUAUUCAGGCGCACAACACCCAGGCUUCGCACGACACCACCGCUGCUAGGGCUCAGGCAGAGGCACAGAACAUUUCAGAGGCAGCCAACAUUAGCCAGAAUGCUUCCCGCGAACAACAUGCCGCCCAGGAGGCUGCUCGACAUGCACAGGAGCUGGGAACGAAGCUCACGGGUAACCCGGAGGGAGAUGCUGACAGCGCCGGCAUCAAGAAGUCUUUGAACACCACUUCUGUUUCAAUUGGCCAGAACUACUCGAGUCAGCAAAAAGACAGGUCUCAAGCAGUGUCGGGAGACCAGCAGUCCGAGAACACUGGAAUCCUUGGCUCCAUCCAAAGUACUGCCUCUGCCGCCCUCAACAUGCCUGGAGAGAUGCUUCAGGGGAUCAAGAACACUGUAACGUCUACCGUCGAGACUGCCGAGGGCUACCUCGGAAUGGGAACAAAGCCGGGUGAGCCACCCGUCAAGGCACCUGCAGAGUCGGGUAUCCCAUCGACAGGUUCCGGCGGGCCUGAGCGUACCUCAGCGAGAAAUUAAUUGUCCCCAUUAGUUUAAUACCCUCUGUGUUUACACCCUCUGUAUUAUUACCUGCCCAUCUGUAUUAGUAGAUCUCUGAAGUUUCUAUUUAAUCAUUCUUAUCAUGUCG
Coprinopsis cinerea okayama7#130 is the source of this 699-nucleotide messenger RNA. RefSeq lists its product as hypothetical. Lineage: Eukaryota; Fungi; Basidiomycota; Agaricomycetes; Agaricales; Psathyrellaceae. The record is from RefSeq and is a predicted model, not a curated record. Bases 6 to 590 code for a protein of 194 amino acids. The transcript has 5 exons.